Engraulis encrasicolus (European anchovy) is the source of this 2538-nucleotide messenger RNA. RefSeq names its product mahogunin, ring finger 1a (gene mgrn1a). NCBI's taxonomy places the organism in Eukaryota, Metazoa, Chordata, Actinopteri, Clupeiformes, Engraulidae. Gene Ontology annotation, molecular function: ubiquitin protein ligase activity. The transcript has 16 exons. Gene Ontology annotation, cellular component: nucleus; early endosome; plasma membrane. The record is from RefSeq and is a predicted model, not a curated record. Gene Ontology annotation, biological process: endosome to lysosome transport; negative regulation of G protein-coupled receptor signaling pathway; protein ubiquitination. Bases 357 to 2111 code for a protein of 584 amino acids.
AGCCUACGCAUCCCGCAGUGCACCGCUCGUGCUCUCCCCAAGUUAACGCAUCUCGCGCGAGUUUGCUGUAAGGAAUAACAACGCUCAACUCCAGUUCCUUCGUCGUUUAUGUUUUGCAGAUUUUUUUUGUUUUCACGGUGAGAUUGCCGUUGUAAACAGAACGCGUGUAGAUUGUAGAUAUUCCUUUUUCGAUCAUCUUCAUUUUUUUGGUCUCCAUGCAGGGGGGGCUUUCCAGACGUUUUUAAACGACCGAGCCGAAGGGAAUGAUGUGAGACUAAUUCCCCAUCACAGAAUUGGAUUGUCACACAUAACUUCUGAACUUAUUAAAGGGUCGUGGGUGUACAUCUGUUACAAAAAUGGGUUCGAUACUCAGUCGUCGAAUCGCUGGUGUCGAAGAUAUCGAUAUUCAGGCAAAUUCGGCGUAUCGCUAUCCACCGAAAUCAGGCAAUUAUUUCACCAGCCAUUUCUUCAUGGGUGGGGAGAAGUUCGACACUCCACAUCCUGAGGGAUACCUCUUUGGCGAAAACAUGGAUUUAAACUUUCUAGGCAACAGGCCGGUUCAGUUCCCCUACGUGACCCCAGCCCCGCAUGAACCGGUGAAGACGCUGAGGAGUCUGGUGAACAUCAGGAAAGAUUCUCUGCGUCUGGUCAGAUACAAAGAUGAUGCAGACGGCACGACAGACGAGAGUGGGAGUCCCAGGGUGCUCUAUGGUGUGGAGUUCAGUUUCGAUGCCGAUGCACGAGUGGCCAUCACAGUAUACUGCCAGGCAUUUGAGGAAUUCGCCAACGGCAUGGCUAUAUACAGCCCCAAGAGCCCGUGGCUGGCGUCAGAAACAGUGCACUACAAGAGGGGCAUCAACCAGCACUACUCCCUGCCCUCCUUCAAGAUCGACUUCACCAAGUGGAAGCCAGAGGAGCUGAACUUUGACCUUGAUCGAGGGGUGUAUCCCAUGGUGAUCCAAGCAGUGGUGGAUGAGCAGGGCGAGGGAAGAACUCCAGACAUAUCUGGGCAUGCACAUGUUCUGCUGGCCGUCUUUGAAAGGCAUGUGGACGGCAGUUUCUCUGUCAAGCCUCUGAAACAGAAGCAGAUUGUGGACCGUGUGAGCUACUUGCUGCAGGAGAUCUAUGGCAUCGAGAACAAGAACAAACAGGACAAAAAGACUCCCGAGGAUGAGAACAGCGACAACAGCAGCGAGUGUGUGGUGUGCCUGUCGGACCUGCGCGACACCCUCAUCCUGCCCUGCCGCCACUUGUGUCUGUGCAACGCCUGUGCCGACACCUUGCGUUACCAGGCCAACAACUGCCCCAUCUGCCGCCUGCCGUUCCGGGCGCUGCUGCAGAUCCGGGCGGUGAGGAAGAAGACGCCGGGCUCCCUGCCACCAGUGUCUUUCAGCACAGAACACACCGAACACUCGCAGCAGAGCAACGACAACAUCCCCCCGGGCUACGAGGCCAUCUCCUUGCUGGAGGCGCUCAAUGGCAUCUGUGCGGUGCCCAGCCCCAUCCCCUCCGCCCCCCUCUACGAGGAGAUACAAUUCCCAGGCGACGGCACUGGUGGUGGGGGUGGGGGCGGAGGAGGAGGGGGUGGUGACCCCCUCAGCCGACCCCAGAGCCUGGGCGACCUGCCUCCUGACCCGGCCAUGCUCAAGGGCAAAGGCACCAAGUCACCUGACAGCUCCACUCGUUCCCCCUCCUCGCCCAUCCAGGAAGAGGAGGAUGAAGAGAGGAUGUCGGAGGUGUCAGACAACCGCCCACACUCCCUGCUGCCCUGCUCUCCUGCCCCUACUGAGGUCACAGUGAGCGAGGGGAGUCCUGAAGCAAUCACUCCAAACUCAGAUGGCUAUUCGCUGGUGCACUCUGUGAGUGAUGUGGGCUGCCAUAGUGAGCGCAGCAGUCUGACGGGCCCCGAGAGCACCCCCUCUACAGAGCUGCCCCUACCUGGUUCUCCAGGCUCCCUGGAGAGCCUGAAGAGCCGCAGCUCCAGCAGCUCCAGCUCCGGCUCCAGCCAGCCCCUGCUCUGUCUGCCUAGCUCCCUGCACCUGGAGGACGAGACCCCACCGCACCUGGCCCCGCUCACCACCACCACCACCCCUGGAGCCCUCCAGGCCUGAAGAGAGUUGAGGAAGCCCCCACCCCAGCCCAAUCCAGCCCCCACCACAGCCGUUGCUCUGCCUAUCUAACUACCUGCCACCUGGAGGACAAGGAGGUGCGCCCCCACAACCCAUAGCUGUGGCUUCGGUAAUCAUGAUCAACGUCUAUAUCACCACCCCUUGGAGCCCUCCAGGCCUGGGGAAGUGGAGACGUGAGCCCCUGACCUUCAGUUACAGUUAAGAUGGAAGAAAAUGUGCAUACAAAAAAAUGCAGUGUUACGUAAUUCAACACGUAGAGAGUCCAUUUAACAUGAGUAUAUCUGGUCCCAGAACACAGCAUUUUUUCCCCUGUACGCCUCAUGUCAAAGUGCAGGACAUUUUAAGAUUCAUGUUCUGGUUAAGAGAAAUCUCCCUGCUCAGUUACAGUAAAAUCAUGCUGUUACAUUUA